GCCAACUUCCACCCCUGCCUCUGCUCCUGUGCCCUUUUGCAGCAGACUGACACAAAUAUAUGAAGCCGCGGGAUGGGGAGGAGGACAUUUCCUCCAUCGCUUCUUUUUCCCUUCGUGUCCGGAAAAAUUGUGGGAAGAGGGUGGCAGAGUGGAGGGAGAAAUGCGGAGUCUGGCAGGACCCAGGACCCUUCGUUGCUCCCCUCGCGCGGCCGCUGUUUCCGGGGGGUUUUGUUUUCCCUGAAACACUCGAAAGGGUUAAAAUCUGGGCUUCUAGGGAGCAAUGCAGAAACGCGAGAAGCGGGUGGGGGUGUCAGUGGGGAUUCCCCCCCCCACAAAGAAAGACCGCUUCCUCUUCUUGCAGGGAUUUUUGCUUCUGAAUGGCUGCGGGAGAGGAAGAGCUUCCCCAUCGUGCAAACCAGGGCACCAGGGCUGUGAUCGGCCCCUGAGGACACAGCUGCCUGUGAUCCCCAAGCCGGGCCCAUCCUGUCUACAAAACCAGAGGGUCGGCUUAGACCAGGGAUCACCCCAAACUUGGGUGGUCACCUCUGCUUGCUCUGGAGCUGAAAAUGGAGCAACCAAACCCGGCAAGUCCAGAACUAGAAGGGAGACCGGAAGCAGGAGGGGACCUACCCGAAGGCGUGAAGGGGAAUCUGGAGUGGUCAGGCAAAGAAGAGCGGAAGGGGUUGCGCUGUCCUGAGGAGUUCUUGAGGGCGUGGGGCAACCCACUUCCUCUGGAAGACACACAGCGGGACAACGUCCGAGCUUUCCUCUCCUCUUUCGAGCAAAUUGCCGAAGCCUGCCAAUGGCCCAGAGGGGAAUGGGUGGGCCGGCUCCGGCCUGCACUGAGCAGCUCUGCUGAACAGGCGUUGGGUAGACUGGAAGCCGCUGACAGGGAAGAUUAUGGGAAAGUGAAGGCCGCUGUCUUGCGGGAGGAUGCUGUGAGGAUGGAGGCGCAGCGCCGGGACUUCAGGCAGUUCUGCUACCAGAAGGCCGGAGACCCCCAGCGGGUUUAUAGGCAGCUGCGGGAGCUGUGCCACCGGUGGCUGAAGCCGAAGAGACGCAGCAAGGAGCAGAUCGUGGACCUGCUGAUCCUGGAGCAGUUCCUGGCCAUCCUUCCUCACGAGCUGCAGAGCUGGGUCAGAGAAGAGGGGCCAGAGAGCUGCGCCCAAGCCGUGGCCCUGGCGGAGGAUUUCCUGAAAGCAGAGACGUGGAAGUGGCAGAUGCCGUCUCAGGGGACAGCCACCAGGCCCCUUGAGACAGGUGGUGCUUCGCCAGACAACUCCCAGAGACAAAGUUACAUGGACACCACAGCACUGAAAUGCGAUGAGGACAUGAUUUUGCCGGCCAACGGAACGACGCUCCCAUUUCACCCCCGUUCCUUGCUUCCUCCUGAGGGACUGGAAAUGGCCGAAGCUGGGCUGAAUGAGCUUGAUUGCCGUUGUCUCUAA
This is a messenger RNA of Podarcis muralis (Common wall lizard), 1448 nucleotides long. The record is from RefSeq and is a predicted model, not a curated record. NCBI's taxonomy places the organism in Eukaryota, Metazoa, Chordata, Lepidosauria, Squamata, Lacertidae.